This is a messenger RNA of Cherax quadricarinatus, 3713 nucleotides long. The record is from RefSeq and is a predicted model, not a curated record. NCBI's taxonomy places the organism in Eukaryota, Metazoa, Arthropoda, Malacostraca, Decapoda, Parastacidae.
ACACAAGACACCUUCAGUAGUGAAUAUAUCGUUGAUAAGUGGACUUUAUCUUGACCUGAAGUGGGCACUAGUCACUGUGAUAGUGUCAGAGCUAGCAGUGUGUCCAUGCUGGUGACAGGAACAGCUGCACUGUCGUCCUUAUAGUGAGCUUGUAAUGGUUGAAAGUGGGAGUGAGAGCUCAGCGGACGAGUUGAAGCAGAAGUCACAGAAGUCACAGAAGUCACAGAAGAGGACACAGCCGGGGCAGCCGCAGAUCGACGACCAACUCAAGCAACAGAUUCACCAGGAGCUUGAGCAGAGGAUCCAGAAGCAGGAGGAGCAGAAGCAGAAGACCCAGGUCGGGAACGGCGGACCCAACUCCAGUCAGGACUUCGCGCACUUCGAGAAGGCCAGAAUUAUGCCCCGACCCAAACAACCCGCUCGUUCUCGCCGUGAAGAAGCUGACAAGCACAGUUAUGACGGGGACGACGAUGACUCUGGCGGCUGUGGUGACUGCCUAGCCUCCCUGAUACAGUGGCCGGUGUUCAUCGCUGCUGCCAUCAUUGUUCCAGUGUUCGGGAUCACUUUUGUCAUCAUAGGAGGGAUCAAUAUUAAUCACUGCAAGAUUGAGCCUCUGCUCCCCAUAUGGCUCAUUGUUCAGGGGAACGUGUGGGUGUACCAGGCAUGGGCCCAAUCUCCCGACUACGCUCACGACUGGUUUGAAAACGGCUGCAACAAGAGCCUAUUUAACGUAGCGUUCAUCGGCAUUAUCGUUCUCGAUGCGCUCUUCGCCAUCUCUGUCAUCGUCGGCUGCGUCGCCUUCGUUCUCCGAGGCUGCAAGUCUAAAUAGACGAAGAGAAGGAGGAACAGUUUGGGUGAAGUGAGAGAACACGUUGUACAAGAAGCCUUUUAACACAAAUUGAAGAAUUAGUCACAUGUACGACAAUUCGGUAUUUUUUAUUACGUAGACGUUUUGCUAACUAGUGACUCUGUUAGAACAGUACGGGGACAAAAGACUGAAGAUGUAGAAGAUGAGGUAAUCUGUUCCUUAGCCUAGAGUCAGUAUGCUCAGUCCAUCAAUCUUGAUAAAGAUCGACUCCAGGCUGCGGGACUGAUUACUUUGAAGUCCUCCUCAUCUUGCACCGUUCUUUUCAGUAUUGGACUGAAGAAGCCACUAGCUAGCGAAACGUUUUCAGAAUAAAGAAACCUUGUCUGUUGUUUAUAUCAUUAAUAUAAAUAGAGCCUUUAUUGGGACCACGGACGUUCUUAACUGUAUAUAAGAACAUAAGAAUGGAGGAACUCUGCAGAAGGCCUACUGGCCCAUACAAGGCAGGUACUUAUCAGAACGACCUCUACCAAAAGCUACCCAAGAAUUUACUCUCGUACCCAAUGACACCAAUCAAACCCAGCCCCUCCCACUCAUAUAUUUGCCCAAUCCCCUUUUAGAGCUACCCAAGAUCCUAGUCUCGAUCACCCUACUCGGAAGAUUGUUCCACGCAUCCACAACCCUGUUCGAAAACCAGUACUUACCUAUGUCCUUUCUAAAUCUAAGUUUAUCCAACUUAAAUCCAUUAUUUCUGGUUCUUACCUGGUUCGACACCCUCAGUACUUUACCAAUAUCACCUUUGUUUAUGCCCAUCAUCCACUUAUACACUUCAGUGAUAUCUCCCCUCAUUCUACGUCUCUGAAAGAGCCACUCAUGGCUAUAUUUUACCUAAGAAUCUUUAUCUAAGUGUCUUCAACCAUAACUUUUGACAUGUGUGAAGUUUUGACAAUGCUCAGUUAGGACCCACAUGAAGACAGAGACUCAGACGAUUAAUUGGUCUGUAUAUUUCGAUUCCCUUCUGGGAUCCUCCAGAAGGGGAUCAAAAUAUACAAAUCAAUUAAGUUCCUGAGUUAUUCAUUAUGUGGAUUAUUAUUCAGCAAUAACAAGUGUUCAUUAUAUUUCAGUUAUCGAUGCCUUGAUAAAUAUAUACCUUGAUAAGGCAUAACACAGGGCAAAACGUUGCCUCAAUAAAGGCUCAUUCUGCAAUGUAUUUCUUCUUUACCUAUGUGGAUAGUAUGCCAUUUUGACCCAGGUUGGGCAUAGUAGGACUAUCAGGACCCCAAUGAAAAUAAGUCACUUUAUCUAAUAUUUUGGGGGUAAUUUACUCUGUGUAUGAUAAAUGAACCUAUGUUCACCUGUGCUUCAAUAAACUGACUUAAUAAUGGUUGUCUACCAAGGUUCAACCUCCAGCCAGAAGCUCACAGGAAGCUGGAGGAAGAGCUGUUGGAGUGGUAUUCAGUUUAGCGGAGAUCUUAAAUGAUUAUACUGUGUAUUGAUGUCAUUAUUAUACACUCAGAGACACGAUAGGAAAUGUAAAUAGGCGUAGCAUAGAAGAUGGCCGCUUUUGGAACAGUGUAUUCAAACAGCUCUAGGGUAUAACCUUGUAAUUUUUCCCUGGAAGUUAUAUAAUUAUUUCUCUAGGGUUAUGGGUCCCCUCAUGUGCCCUACUGGUGGGCACUGCCUUCCAUGUAAAUGCCUAAAGUUUCCUUUUAGGCAAUGAAACCUUGGUAUACGACCUUAAUUCAUUCCAGGAGGUUGUUCGAGUGCCGUUCCGUUUGAGUAUCGAACAAGUUCUGCCCAACCAUUUUUCUGAUUGGUUGGUUGUUAUCACUAAUUAUUUUAGGCCCCAUGAUGACUUAUUUAUACAAAUAAUACUAAAAAAAAAACGCACCAUAAAAUGCGAACACGAAAUAGUUUACAGGGAAGUUCUGGCAGGUCGUUUUUGUUAGGUCGAGUACUGAGCUCUGCUCGAGUAGUGAGCUGGUCGUAUACCGAGGUUCCACUAUAUAUAUAUACAUAUAUAUAUAUAUAUAUAUAUAUAUAUAUAUAUAUAUAUAUAUAUAUAUAUAUAUAUAUAUAUAUAUAUAUAUAUAUAUAUAAUGUGGACCCCCGCAUAACGAUUACCUCCGAAUGUGACCACUUAUGUAAGUGUAUUUAUGUAAGUGCGUUUGUACGUGUAUGUUUGGGGGUCUGAAAUGGACUAAUCUACUUCACAAUAUUUCUUAUGGGAACAAAUUCAGUCAGUACUGGCACUUGAACAUACUUCUGGAGUGAAAAAAUAUCGUUAACCGGGGGUCCACUGUAUAUAUAUAUAUAUAUAUAUAUAUAUAUAUAUAUAUAUAUAUAUAUAUAUAUAUAUAUAUAUAUAUAUAUAUAUAUAUAUAUAUAUAUAUCAGUUUUUCUUUGGAAUAUCCAACAUUACAUUAGUUAUAUAUGCAUUGGAAUGUCAUCCAAAUUAACUACAAAUCCUUGAAUAUACACAUCCAGAAAUGCCUUAAUCUCUGGGGGUAUAUAUCUAAAAUUUAUAUAUUUUCAUGUAUCAUCAGUUUGAGCUGAAUUAUGUGCAACAUUACUUGCAAAUGUAUUGCAAAAAAAUAUUGUUAAAACAGAUGAGCUGCUGUUUUUGUUGGCCCGGGAAUAAUUGAUUAAAGAAACUGUUGUUGAUGUCGUCCGGUAAAUCCUGUUUUUGUUAGCAUAAUUACACAGAUUUUCUCUCAGUAAGACUGUAUUUGUUUACAGUAUCUUGUUGUAUUUGUUUGCUAAGAUAACAAGAGUUUGUUUGUUAUUUAGCCGCUUUGUUUUUCUCAAUGUUUUUCUUAUUAAAAAAUAUUUGUUUUUAGAUAUUCUCUUGUUUUAUCUUGUUUUAACAGGUAAGUUUUAUUUGCUAAUAAAGACAUAUAUAACUUAA